AUGCAGGAAGAAAGGCAAGGCCAUAAGGUCGAUUUUGAUGUAAUGUGGCAAGAUAAUUUGAAGAAAGAAAAAUGGGAAGUAAUUGUAGGUGAAUUUUCUGGAAAACCCUUUGAGCCCCUUCUUGAUAA
This is a messenger RNA of Racocetra fulgida, 128 nucleotides long. Lineage: Eukaryota; Fungi; Glomeromycota; Glomeromycetes; Diversisporales; Gigasporaceae. The record is from the annotation of a GenBank genome assembly.